Molecule: messenger RNA, 639 nt
Organism: Zingiber officinale
Lineage: Eukaryota; Viridiplantae; Streptophyta; Magnoliopsida; Zingiberales; Zingiberaceae
Product: probable alpha,alpha-trehalose-phosphate synthase [UDP-forming] 8
Exons: 3
Coding region: 283-621 (112 amino acids)
Biological process (GO): trehalose biosynthetic process
Cellular component (GO): cytosol
Molecular function (GO): catalytic activity
Source: RefSeq, a predicted model, not a curated record
CUCCCCACUGACUGCUCCUUCUGCGGCCCUUUUCACCGUCGACUCUUCUCUCUGCCGACCCUUCUCCUCUGACUCUUUUCCCCGUCGACUCCUCUCCCACGAUUGCUCCACUAAUCGUGUUCUCGUGAUUGCUCCCGCACCAUUUGCUGCCGUAGCUACUGUACGUCGUCGCUAUAGUCGUCCUCAUCAUCUUCUGCAAUAACAUGGUGGAAUAAGGAUUCUCCAUGGGAGUCUUUCACCCUAACUACUGAUUUUGACUAGAAAAAAAAUACAGAACCUGUAAUGCAACUGGACACUAAGGCAACAGAUGGAUCCUACAUUGAGUUCAAAGACACUGACUUAGUUUGGCAUCAUCAAUAUGCUGAUCCAGAUUUUAUCUCUUGUCAGACUAAAGAACUCCUGGAUCACAUAGAAAAUGUGCUUGCUAAUGAGCCUAUGGUUGUGAAAAGAUGCCAACAUAUAGUUGAAGUGAAGCCCCAGGUUAUAUCAAAAGAAGUUCCAUUGAGGUGCCUCUUGGAGCUACAUGGGUUCAGGGAACAAUGCGAACUUCAGGAUUUGAUACAAUUCCGGUACAAUGCUUUGCUAACAUAUUAUGAAAUUGUGAACUUGCACUUUAUGUGAUAUACUCCUCAACAGAUA